UCGGCUCUCUCACCACAGCCCAAACAUCUUGCCACAAUCCAAGGGUUCCUUUUAUUUUUUUUCCCUGUUGCCACAUUCACAAAGAGAGUGUUCCGGUAGCAUUGGCUCUCACACGUUUGUAAACUCGAAAGCGCAAGGAUGGUGAACCUGGUGGAGGCGCAGAAGCCGCUGCUGCACUUCCUGGUCCGGAGGGCCGGGCUGCGGCAGCACACCGUCGAUGUCGACGGCGCAGGCACGGUCAUCACCUUCUGGGUGCCCAAGGACAAGGUGCCCAAGGAGAAGCCCACCGUGCGGGACGUCACGCCCGGGCCAGCUUCUGCCGAUGAGGCCACCAACAAGCUGCCGCCGCCGCCGCCGCCGGUGGCGAAGAAUGACAGGCCCGCCGUCGUGCUCGUGCACGGCUUCGCCGCCGAGGGCAUCGUGACCUGGCAGUUCCAGGUGGGCGCGCUGGCGAAGCACUACGACGUGUACGUGCCGGACCUGCUCUACUUCGGGGGUUCGACGUCGCCGUCGUCGGACCGGUCCCCGGGGUUCCAGGCGGAGUGCCUGGCGGCGGCGCUCCGGAAGCUGGGCGUGGGGUCCUGCGCGGUGGUCGGGUUCAGCUACGGCGGGAUGGUGUCGUUCAAGAUGGCGGAGGCGCACCCGGACCUGGUGCGGUCGCUCGUGGUGUCGGGCUCCGUCGUGGCCAUGACCGACUCCAUCAGCGAGACGACGCUGGAGCGGAUCGGCGUCAAGUCGUCGGCGGAGCUGCUGCUGCCGGAGUCCGUCAAGGGGCUCAAGGCGCUGCUCUCCAUCGCCACCCACCGGAAGCUCUGGUUCCCCGACCGCCUCCACAGGGACUACCUCGAGGUGAUGUUCACCAACCGCAAGGAGAGAGCGGAGCUGCUGGAAGGUUUGGUGGUCAGCAACAAAGACGCCACCGUCCCCGUCUUGCCGCAGAAAAUACUUCUGCUGUGGGGAGAGAACGACAACAUCUUCAACAUCGAGCUCGCCAAGGCAAUGAAAGAGCAGCUGGGCGAGAAGACGAUGCUGCAGAGCAUAAGGAAGGCAGGGCAUCUCGUGCACCUGGAGAGGCCCUGCGUCUACAACCGAUGCCUCAAGGAGUUCCUCGCGUCCGUCACGGCCACCGAAACCACCAAGCAGUGACGACAGUGUUGGAAAUUGUGAGCUAUGUGGUCUACCCUCUAUUCCUCUGUCUUAUCCGUGGUACCGCUCACAAUGCAUAAUGAGGUUAGAGGGUAGGGACCUAUUUAUAGACUCCACUUUCAUAUGUAACAAAUAUUCCAUCUGUGUUACGGAGAAAUCCGUGUGACUCCUGAACCAUGUCACCAACCAUGAUCAGACAAGUCGGUUUAAUGAGUUUAAAAUAUAUUAGUUCCUAGCACACAUGAGUGAAUCAUGUGCCAUGAUCAGUUAUAUAUAUGAGAUCAAUUCCAAUCUGAUCUCUUGGGUUAACAACCUGCAGAGCCGAUCCUGCAAAACAAACCCAACUCUUCCGUCA
Messenger RNA from Setaria italica (foxtail millet), 1501 nucleotides. RefSeq names its product epoxide hydrolase 3. Lineage: Eukaryota; Viridiplantae; Streptophyta; Magnoliopsida; Poales; Poaceae. The coding region runs from base 139 to 1146 and encodes 335 amino acids. The transcript has 5 exons. Gene Ontology annotation, molecular function: catalytic activity. The record is from RefSeq and is a predicted model, not a curated record.